AUGAUUUAUUAUUUUAGACAAAAAGAAGACAAUAUUCGUUGCUUAACUACACUUGGCCAUUUUGGUUUUGAAUGUUUUCCCUAUCAGUUGGUGAACAGAUCUAUCCAACAAGGAUUUGCUUUUAAUAUUCUCUGUGUAGGGGAAACUGGAAUUGGAAAAUCAACACUGAUUGACACAUUGUUUAAUACUAACUUGAAAGAUAAUAAAUCCUCACAUUUUUACUCAAAUGUUGGACUUAAAAUUCAGACAUAUGAACUUCAGGAAAGCAAUGUUCAAUUGAAAUUGACUGUUGUGAAAACAGUGGGGUAUGGUGAUCAAUUAAACAAAGAAACCAGCUACCAACCAAUAAUUGACUACAUAGAUGCUCAACUUGAGGCAUAUCUUCAAGAAGAACUGAAGAUUAAACGCUCAUUUUUUGAUUACCAUGAUUCUCGAGUCCAUGUGUGCCUUUACUUCAUUUCACCUACAGGACAUUCUCUGAAGUCCCUUGACCUAUUAACAAUGAAGAACAUUGACAGCAGGGUGAACAUUAUACCACUGAUUGCCAAAGCAGAUACAAUUUCUAAAAAUGAUUUACAGAAGUUUAAGAGUAAGAUCAUGAAUGAAUUGAUUAGCAAUGGCAUCCAGAUAUAUCAAUUUCCAACAGAUGAUGAAACUACUGCUCAAGUGAACUCAUCAAUGAAUGGACUGUUACCCUUUGCUGUAGUAGGGAGUAUGGAUGAAGUGAAAGUUGGAAAAAGAAUGGUGAGAGGCCGUCACUACCCUUGGGGAGUUUUGCAAGUGGAAAACGAAAAUCACUGUGACUUUGUUAAGCUCCGGGAUAUGCUUCUUUGUACCAAUAUGGAAAACCUGAAAGAACAAACCCACACUCAGCACUAUGAAUGUUAUAGGUGUUGCAGACUGCAGAAAAUGGGCUUUACAGAUGUGGGCCCAGACAACCAGCCAGUUAGUUUUCAAGAAAUCUAUGAAGCCAAAAGACAAGAGUUCUAUGAUCAAUGUCAGAGGCAAGAAGAAGAGUUGAAACAGAGAUUUAUGCAGCUAGUAAAAGAGAAAGAAACAACACUUAAGGAAGCUGAAAAAGAGUUACAGGACAAGUUUGAACACCUGAAAAGGGUCCAACAAGAGGAGAUAAUGAAGCUUGAAGAAGAGAGAAGACAAUUGGAAGAAGAAAUAAUAGAUUUUUAUAAAAUGAAGGCUUCCUCUGAAACAUUGCAGACUCAGGUGUGCACCAACACAAAGAAAGACAAAGAUCGCAAGAAAUAG
This is a messenger RNA of Lemur catta (Ring-tailed lemur), 1263 nucleotides long. It is a transcript of the gene SEPTIN14, whose product is annotated as septin 14. Gene Ontology annotation, cellular component: septin complex; cell division site; septin ring. Gene Ontology annotation, molecular function: GTPase activity; molecular adaptor activity; GTP binding. The transcript has 9 exons. NCBI's taxonomy places the organism in Eukaryota, Metazoa, Chordata, Mammalia, Primates, Lemuridae. Gene Ontology annotation, biological process: cytoskeleton-dependent cytokinesis. The record is from RefSeq and is a predicted model, not a curated record. The coding region runs from base 1 to 1263 and encodes 420 amino acids.